Messenger RNA from Eutrema salsugineum, 2693 nucleotides. RefSeq names its product exocyst complex component EXO70E2. The transcript has a single exon. Gene Ontology annotation, molecular function: phosphatidylinositol-4,5-bisphosphate binding. Bases 504 to 2504 code for a protein of 666 amino acids. The record is from RefSeq and is a predicted model, not a curated record. Gene Ontology annotation, cellular component: exocyst. Gene Ontology annotation, biological process: exocytosis. Lineage: Eukaryota; Viridiplantae; Streptophyta; Magnoliopsida; Brassicales; Brassicaceae.
GGUCGUCUUAUUGAGAGGAACAAAAAAUUAGUCCAAAAACCAGAAAAUAAGGCAGUUUUGAAGAGCACGGAAAAAAAAAACAAAAACAAAAACAAAAAUUGGGUGAGAAGGCGUUUUUCCGGGAAAAUUUGUUCCCCAAGAAAGUCUGCAUUUUUCCAAUCAGAGUUAGGCAGCGAGCGAUCUUUUAAGAGGGUUUCCGUUAUACCUAAUCCUCCGUACGUUCCUUCUCUUACUUAAUUUGUUCUUCACCAAUCUCACUCUGUUUCCCAGAUUUUCUAAAAGAUCUCUACUUUAUGAAACUUUCCAAGUGAAAACGACCUUCUUUAGCUAAAGCUCUCAGGCCAAAGCCUCAACCUUUCAUGUCGAGCUAAAGUUUUGUUUUGAUUCUUCUUCCAUUUCUGGGUUUUUGAAUGGUUUCUGAGAAUUAGGGAUUAAGAGCUUGUUUGUUUUAGGCUUUAAAGUUUUGGAUAAGCUUAUUUGUGCAAUUAGUGAUUUUUUUGGAGAUGGGAGAGUUUGAGGUAGAUGGAGAAGAGAAGUUGAUUGUUGCUGCAAAGUAUCUUGUGAAGGAGCUUAGAUCCGGGAAGAGCCUCACUAGAAAUGCUAAGAAGGUUUUGGGAAAUCUCUUAUCAGAGUUAUCUCGUGUGGUGGUCUCUGAGGAGAGAGACGAGGAAGAUGAGAUAGGUGAGAUUGAGCAAAGGCUUAAUGUUGUUAGUGAGAAGAUCAUGACUCGGGAGGUCGAUGAAACGAUGAUCUGGGACUUGGGUUCAGAUGAAGGCAAUGAGUUCUUGGAUGCUGUGAAUGAGUUGAGAGUUUUGAUUGAUCGGCUUGACGGUUCUUGUGCUAUGGGAAAGACUGGAACCGAGGAGCUCUCACUGAGAAAAGCUCAUGAUGUUCUUCAAACGGCAAUGGCGAGGCUGGAGGAUGAGUUUAAGCAUCUGCUUGUGGAGAACAGAUUACCUUUCGAGCUUGAACACGCUUCUUUCCGGUCAAGUGAAGCGGACCAUGGUGUGGAAGAAGGAUCCUUGGCUUCUUUUGGUGCUGCUUCUACUGAGGAUUUGAUUCUUGGAAGCAGCAACAGUAGGAGAAACUCAGUGGAAAUCGUGGUUGAUUUGAUUAAUCCUGAUGUUAUACCAGAUCUCAAGAACAUUGCAAACACUAUGGUUGCUUCAGGGUAUGACCGCGAGUGUAUCCAGGUAUGUACAAUGGUUAGAAAAGAAGCGCUUGACGAGUUUCUCUAUGACCACGAGGUCGAGAAGUUGAGCAUCGAAGAUGUUUUGAGGAUGGAUUGGGCUACAUUGAAUACAAAUAUCACGAGAUGGGUUCGUGUUAUGAGAAACAUCGUGCAGGCAUAUCUCGUGAGCGAGAAGUCUCUAGACAGUCAGGUCUUUGGGGACCUAAACGAGCUCGGUCUCACAUGUUUUGUCGAUACAGUGAAGGCUCCGGUGGUGCAACUGCUCAACUUUGGUGAAGCUGUGUCUCUUUGUCCACGACAACCCGAGAAACUGCUCAGGGUUCUUGAAAUGUACGAGCUAGCGUCCGAGCUUUUACCAGAGAUAGACGCGCUGUUCUCGGAUCAUCCCGGUUUAUCAGUAAGAACAGAAUACAGGGAAGUGAUGAGGAGACUCGGAGACUGCGCAAGAGCAACGUUUCUUGAAUUCAAGAUUGCCAUUGCUUCUGAUGUCUCAACGCAUCCAUACGCAGGAGGAGCUGUUCACCCACUUACAAACUGGGUAAUGAAUUACCUCACGGCUCUAACUGAUUUCAGCAAAACGCUUGACUCGCUUCUCAUGGAACACGACGAUGUAGAAGAUCUCACAAUACCGCCAUCUCCGGAUAUCAUCAACCCCUUGAUGGUCGAGGAAGAGUCUACCUACGAAAGCUCUUCUUCACCGGAUAAAUUUGUGGCGAUGAAAAGGCAUUUCUACUCCAUAACCUCGGUUCUUGAAGCCAACCUUCACGAGAAAUCAAAACUAUACAGAGACGUCUCUCUGCGACACAUAUUUCUCCUCAACAACAUACACUACAUGACCCGGAAAGUGCUAAAGUCUGAGCUGAGACAUAUCUUCGGCGACAAAUGGAACCGAAAACAUACAUGGAAGUUUCAGCAGCAAGCAACGGCGUACGAACGAGCCACCUGGCUCCCUGUCCUGUCCUUCCUCAAAGACGACGUGUCAGGCUCUGGUUCAGGCUCAGGCUCUGGUUCAGGCUCAGGCUCAGGCUCAAGAAAUUUGCGCCCGAGGGAGCGGUUUCAAGGAUUCAACGCUGCGUUUGAGGAAGUGUACAAGGCGCAAACCGGGUGGUUGAUUUCGGACGAGGGGCUAAGAGAAGAUGUGAGGACGAAGGCGUCCAUGUGGGUGAUUCAAGCGUACUGGACAUUUUACAGUAGGCACAAGAACAGUGUGAGUGAGAAGCAUAUUAAGUACAGUACUGAUGAUCUUGAGAAGCUCUUGUUGGAUCUCUUUGCUGGUUCUUCUAAAUCCUUGAACAAUUCUUACAGAAGGUGAUCAAUUCGUAGCAGUUUGUGCAAUAGUUUUGUGGGUUCAUCUGAAGUGAAUCGGAUGAUAAAAUUUUAUGUUAUUAGUAUAGACAUGUAUACAUUUGUUUCGUUUGUAUUGAAUUUAUUUGAUCUUGUAAUCUUUAUAUUCAUCAUUUCAUGAAUAUGUAACUGAAAUAAAAGAAGUUUUUUUGUUGUU